This is a messenger RNA of Cynoglossus semilaevis (tongue sole), 3829 nucleotides long. RefSeq lists its product as uncharacterized. Lineage: Eukaryota; Metazoa; Chordata; Actinopteri; Pleuronectiformes; Cynoglossidae. The record is from RefSeq and is a predicted model, not a curated record. The transcript is spliced from 2 exons. The coding region runs from base 376 to 3609 and encodes 1077 amino acids.
GCUUCUCUGAGACACACAAAAACUGAAGUUACAAACGUGACUGAAGAAACAGUGGCAAAUAGACAGCUCUCAGAAACCAAAGAGUUUGGCAUUUCUUCAGUUGAAGAAGAGAAAGUGCCAGCAUCUAACGAAAUAAAAAAGGCAGAAACCAAAUUAGUUCAUCCCAAAAGACGUAAAAUCCCAAAACCUCUGGAGAUCGAUGACAGAACAGUUAGAGAUCUACCUUCUGAAACUGUUUCUCUUAAACACACAAAAGCUGAAGAAAAUACUAAUAAACAAAAAGUUAAAGUUUCAGAUGUGACUGAAGAAAGAGUGGCAAAUAAGGAGCUCUCAGAAACCAAAGAGUUUGGAGUUACUUCAGUGGUAGAAGAGAAAAUGCCGGCAUCUAACGAAAGACAAAUCGCUGAAAGCAAAACAGUGUAUGCUGAAGAACAUAAAAUCACUGAACCUCUGGAGAAAGAUCUAACAUCCAAAGCUGUUUAUCUGAAACAAGCAAAAGCGGAAGAAGAAACAACUAAAACAGAUGUUUCAGUUCCACCUUUACCAGAAGAAACUUUCAAACAAUCUCAGCAGAUAUCUGAAAAGGUCUUAGAAACUAAAGAAAUGGUCGUGGUACCAACUGAUAAGAACACUAUUUCAAAGAAACCAAAGUCCUCAAAUGAGAGACAAAAACAAACCAAAUUGGUUAAAGUGGCAGUGAGUGAAUCUGUUGAAGAAGUGAAGCAGUCAGAAAAGGCAGUUAAAAAAGCUCCAAGUGUAAAAACAGAUACAAUUAUUGAGACUGAUGUCCCACAACAAAUUGUAAUAAUUGAAUCUGAUGACAAAGAUGUUGGACCAACAAAACAAAAGGAUGUUCCAAUUAAAGAAAUUAGCAACGUGUUAUCCCUAGAUAAAAAGGAGAUGCAGGACAAUUGGAAGAAGGUUGACAGUGUCGGACCUGAGGAAACUCUUAAAAUAAAAUCUACAACUAGAGAAGAGAAAGCAGCUAUGACAGAAGACAAGAUAAUACAAAAGGACCAAACAAAGUCAAAGCAGAUAGAAGAUAAUGCCCAGAAAUUAGAAAAAAGACAAGAAGAGCGCGCAUUCCCAAUAGAAAAAUUGUCAAAAAUUGAGAAAGUCAAGCAUGAUUUCGGAACUGUGACUACUUUAACAGAGCCCAAACUGGAACUAAUCAAAAGUACGAUUCCAGAGCCGCCUUUGACAAAUGUAAUAAGAAAGUCUGAAGUUGUUAGUGCUAAAGAUGAACCGGAACAACCAGAGCCAGGGAAAGUAAGGGCAGAAGACAAACGCAGCGCGGAUACAAAAACAACAAGCAGACAAAAGCACAGCGGAGAUUUGACAUCGACAAAAACAGAGACUGAUGUGCUAAAGAAGAAUGAUGCUUUGAAGGAAACCACAACCGAAGAACCCAUGUUUGAAGAAGCGGAAAUUUUGACCAAAGAUACGAAGGCAAAGAAAUUAAAACCUUCUAAAAAGAGUGAAGUAAGACCUCUGUCUUUUGAGUCUGAGACAAGUGUAGUCCAACUUCAAGAUGACAGAGUCUCUUUGGGUGAAGACAUCCAAACGGAUGAGGACCAGGAUAAAGAAAAGUUUUCAAGAGUAUCUGCAACAGAAGUGAAAGCAGAAACAUCAAUGCAGGUAUUGGAAGGACAGGCAAAAUCUGAAACCGAUGAGGUGAUGUCAAUUAAAAGGGACUUUUAUGAGAUAUAUGAUAAACCUGGAGUUGCCUCGGGAUUGAUAAAAGAAGAAAUAAGGAUCAAACAACUGGAACCCAAAGACCAAUAUCAAGAUUUAAUAGAACCAAACCAAGUGAGUCUUAAAGGAGAAGACAGCGUUUUAUAUCAACUGAAAGCACCAGAGGUCACUUUAGAAAAUUAUAACACUCAAGAUCUUCACUUUAAGUCCGAAGAAUCCAACCAGAAACAAGAUGAAAGAAAAGCAAAAGGUUGUCUAGUAACUGAGGCGAUAAAAACUGAAGAGACUUCACAACCUCAAACAGCUAAAGAAAUAUCAGAAACCACAGCCAAAAAUGUUAAAACAAGAAUGUCAAAAAGUCAUCCAGAGGAGGCCAUCUUUAAACCCCAACUCAGUGGUACGCCUUUUGAUAGGACAAAGACAGAAGUAGAGACGAGGGGCAUUCAGUCGGCGAAACCAACAGUGAAGAAAACAGCCGAUGAUUUAAAAGUUUCCCUUGAAGAAUUUCAGUCAGAAAUAGUCCUAGUCAAAGAUGAUUAUAAGUCACCUGUGACCUUGGUAACAGACACACGGCAGAAAGAAGCAGAAAGUAGCUUUUCGCUGGCUUCUGACGUUGAUGUUGCUCCGGUAAGAUCUCAGUUGUUGAAGGACAGAGACGCUGCGUUAGAAGAUCUCAAGGUUAGAGAUGUAGAGACAAAGGAUAUUCCGUUGGAGAAGCUAAAAGAAGUGCAAGAUGCAAACAUCACACCACAGUCUACACUAACUGCAGUGGUAGAUGAUACGGCUACACCAUCUGAAACGUACAGUAAAUCAGAACAUGUGGAGAAAUUUGGUUCAGUUGCUCCAGUAAUGGAGGUACCAUUUGAGCAACAUCUUUUGGUUGAAAAUAAAGAUUUAAAAUCUCGGGCUUGUGUUAGAGAAGCUCUCCCGAUUUUGGAGGCUUCCGGGGAUAACAUUGCGAUUUCGACCCAAAAAUUGGAGAAUGUUGGUAAAACUCCAGAAUCUGUGGCUGACACAUUAUCGAGAGAAAAAAAGAGACCUUCUGUUACUCCAAAUACUGAACCAGAAAUGAUCUUAGACAGAAGUGCUUCACGGACAAGUACGUUUCAGUUGCCAGAUAGUCUUGUUUCUGACAAACCGGUAGAAUGUGAAGUGAAAGAGAUUCUGCUGCAAGAAAGUGUUCAAAUACUCGAUGUUGUUGAUAAGAGACCUAGCGAUUCCGUAAAGAAAGGCCACUCAAAAACUGACCAAAUAAGUGAUAAAACUCUGGAGAAAUCUAGACCAAAGCCCCAGAACAUAAAGAUUCAUGAGAAACAAGUACAAAAGCAGCCACUGAGUUUAGCAACAGAAUUGGAUUCAUUGGGGGAGGGCAGUGUUUCAGAACAACUACCCACAUCUGAAAAACAGACAGAAGCAGUAACAGGAAAACAUCUAACAGCUCAGGAAGAAAUGAAAGAUGAGAUAUCCAAAAAAUACAAAGUGUCAACAAAAGCAAAGCCCGUUGAACCUUCAGUAACAGAAAUGCCCAAAGCAAAUAUCAUUCAGACAAAGACCACACACCACAAAUCCCACGCUCCAGAAGUUUGGGAAGAGAAUUAUGAAUUCCCACCACAGAAUGUUCAGAGAUUAACCAGAGAAGAUGAAGAACCUCCAGGACUUCACUCAGUGCCUGAGACCAGACAGUUGUCUCUGAAAGCAGAACAAUCAUCCGGAGGUACACAGAGACGUUAUAUCUGUGUCACUGAGCACGACUUCUUUCUUUUGUUGCUGUCUUGUUUUGUUUUUUUGGCAUUGGCCACCACACUUGGUAAUCACACUUUCUGUUUCCAUUGUUUUCUCCAAGAGGUUUUAAGAUAUUUAACUGUUUUUUUUUUUCCCAGAGCACUUCCAUGUCACAGCACACAUCAUGUUUGAAGAUGUCUGUUUUCUUGCCCUGCACAGCGUCUGAGAACGCGUUCUUGUUCUUUCAACUAAUUUUGUCCGUUGAGUUUGUGUUGCUGCACAAACACGUAUCAGGAUCUUCCUUCUGGCACAUCUUUCAACCACCAAACUUUUCUUUGCUCUAAUAUCUCUGCAUGCCUCACUGUCAGACCACACCAUUUUUUUAUGUUGCUCUGAUUGUUGUAUGAUUUGA